GUUCUUUCCCUUCCCUUUCACUUUUAUUCUCUUUUCCUCUAUUUUCUUUCUAUUCCGUCUCCAACUUUUCCCUUUUUACUCCCUUUCUCUCUCUUCUUGUAUUUAUUCACAACCAGAACCUUCUAGAAUUACCAUUCAUCCUCCGCUCUCUUUCUCUCUCUCUCAACAAUUAGAUCUGUGCUGGGAUUUUUCAACUGAAUUAACGUCUGAGCUAUGGCUCCGCCGCCGGUGGAUCGGAACGGUGGAGGUGAAUCGACGGCCGGUGAUACGCCGAGGACGCUUCCGACGCCUUUUUUGACCAAAACUUAUCAGCUGGUGGAUGACCAUGCCAUCGAUGACGUCAUCUCCUGGAACGAGGACGGAUCUACUUUUAUCGUUUGGAAUCCGACGGAGUUUGCUAGAGAUUUGCUGCCAAAGUAUUUCAAGCACAAUAAUUUCUCGAGUUUUGUCAGACAACUCAAUACCUACGGAUUUAGGAAGGUUGUGCCUGAUCGGUGGGAGUUCUCGAAUGAAUGCUUUCGAAGAGGUGAGAAAAAGCUUUUGUGCGAUAUUCAGCGCCGGAAAAUCGUGACGGCAUCAUCGACCGCGGUGGCGACGCCAUCUGCAGCGGUUGCUGUACAACCGUCUCCGGCAGCGCCGCCGCGGACGGUGUCUCCGUCGGACUCAGGUGAGGAGCAAGUAAUUUCCUCCUCGAAUUCCCCCGCCACCGUCCGGGAGUUCAGCGGCAGCACAGCGGAACUGAUUGGAGAAAACGAGAGGCUGAGAAAAGAAAACGUGCAGCUCAAUAAAGAGUUGAGCCAAAUGAAAAGUUUAUGCAACAAUAUUUACGCUUUGAUGUCAAAUUACGCCAGCAACAACAAAAAUGACGGCAGCAACGAUCAUCAAGGGCAUAGCUGUAAAUUAUACUUGGCGGAAAACGCGGUGAAGCCGUUGGAUCUACUACCAAUGACGAGAUUUUGCGAAGAAAUGCAAACCGCUGUGGUCGCGGCGGCGGCGGCGGCCAACGGCGGAGAAGAAAGUCACAUCAGAUCGGCGGCGGAGGAAAUAAGCGCGAGAUUGUUCGGGGUGCCGAUCGGUAUGAAACGCGGGAGGGAAGGCGAGGGUAGCUCGGGAGACCAUGAGAUGGAUUUGCAGCUACAGCAGCCGGGUGGGGAUAUUAAAUCCGAGCCAUUGGAUCAAGAAAACAGCGGCACUGACCAGGAAACAUCGUGGUUAAAACGGAGUAACUCUAGAAAUCGGAAGGUGUGCAAUUGAUGUAGGCGUUGGGUGGGAGGAUGGGGAUUAGUGUAGAGGAUUAGAUCCGGUAGAAUAAGAUAAGAUUAGCGUAGAAGGGUCUGUGAUGUACGAGGAGAGGCACGUGCGAAAGAGGUUCACGUGCACGUGCCUCGGUAACCUUUUGCAAAGUAAGUACCCCCCGAUCAGGAAGGUUCUCUUAGUCCUUUAUUCUGAAUUAUUAUAAUUUCAUUUAUUUUAACUUUUGCAUAAGGAGGGUGCCAAUUAUACUAUCUUAUUACUACAUAUGUUAGGUAUGUUGCUUCUUGUGAUAACUAUGUACUAAGAACGGACAUGGAUCUGCUUUUGUAUAGUGUCGCUGGACUGUGUUUGGAUCACUUCUUGUAAAGUUUUCUUCCUUUUUUUUUUUU
This is a messenger RNA of Sesamum indicum (sesame), 1643 nucleotides long. RefSeq lists its product as uncharacterized. Gene Ontology annotation, biological process: regulation of transcription by RNA polymerase II. Lineage: Eukaryota; Viridiplantae; Streptophyta; Magnoliopsida; Lamiales; Pedaliaceae. Gene Ontology annotation, cellular component: nucleus. The record is from RefSeq and is a predicted model, not a curated record. Gene Ontology annotation, molecular function: DNA-binding transcription factor activity; RNA polymerase II cis-regulatory region sequence-specific DNA binding.